AUGUGGUUCCUCGCCCUCAAGCUCCUCCGCGUUGGCGUCAAAGAAGCCAAAAAACACAAGGCCAAGAAGAACGCCUCCAACACCACCACCGACCCGGAAGGCAUCAACCUCGACCGCAGCACCGACAUGACCACCACCGCCGACUCCACCACCGCCCGGAACCCCCUCAAGACCCUCCUCGAGACCCUCCUCCGCUUCAUCCAAUUCGUCUUCGGCCUCACGGUCAUAGGCCUCUACGGGCGGGAUCUCCACGGCACUGAUAACGCCCCCGCCCCCGCGAAAUGGGUGUAUGCCGUCGUCACCGCGUUCCUGGCCACCGUGACCGCGGCCGUCUACCUCCUGUUGCCGUUCGUGAUGAAAGGGCGGACGCCGUUGGCGCGGCUGGGGAGACUGCAGCUCCCGCUGUUUAUCUGGGAGAGUGUGCUGUGUGUGCUUUGGUUGACGCUGUUUGGGAUCUUUGGGAAGAUGUAUAUUGGGGAUUAUAGUGAGGGGCCCAAGGUGACGCGGAUGAGGCAUGCGGUCUGGGUAGAUCUGGUGAAUUUGGGGUUGUGGGCGGUUACGAUGGGGUGGGUUGGGUUCAGGUGGUGGAAGGGGGUGAAGGGUGGACAGGAGGGAGGGGAGAGGGAGGUGGAGGAUGUUGAGAAGGCUGGUCCUUAG
Messenger RNA from Aspergillus thermomutatus, 657 nucleotides. RefSeq names its product MARVEL domain-containing protein. The transcript has a single exon. Bases 1 to 657 code for a protein of 218 amino acids. Lineage: Eukaryota; Fungi; Ascomycota; Eurotiomycetes; Eurotiales; Aspergillaceae. Gene Ontology annotation, cellular component: membrane. The record is from RefSeq and is a predicted model, not a curated record.